AUGCUGGCAGAGGAAAGCUGGAUGAUACCGGCCGGUAGUUGUUGCGAACCAGAUGUAACCAAGUGCAACCGUAGCUACUGCUUCUUUGCAGAAGUACGAGGUUCAUCUCCUUUCUGGAUUUCUGGAUGCACCGACGAUGAAUUCACUGGUUGUGAUCAGCAUGAGAUACCGUACAACUCGAUCCUUUUGCGAUGCCAAUGUCAAACUGACUUUUGCAAUCCAGUUGACAAGAUACCGCGUUGUUCUGUGAAGCUGUUCAACAAUACUACAGCAAAACUUCCUGGAAGAAUACAAGACAUAAAAAGUGUUGGGUCAACUAACCGAAUCAAGUCACUCAGUGCAGCAAUGUUCCUCAUAUUAGCCUCAGGUUAG
This is a messenger RNA of Loa loa (African eye worm), 372 nucleotides long. RefSeq lists its product as hypothetical. The record is from RefSeq and is a predicted model, not a curated record. The transcript has 2 exons. Lineage: Eukaryota; Metazoa; Nematoda; Chromadorea; Rhabditida; Onchocercidae. Bases 1 to 372 code for a protein of 123 amino acids.